AUGAGUGCCAGCGAGGCAGACAGCCGGGCUGGCCCCGAGCAGGCAGCCUACCACCUGCACAUCUACCCGCAGCUGUCUGCCGAGAGCCAGGCCUCCUGCCGCGUGAUGGCCACCAAGGACACCACGACGUCCGACGUCAUCCGCGAUGCCAUUGCCACCUUGCAACUGGACGGCUCCAAGCGCUACGUGCUGGUGGAGGUGAAAGAGUCAGGUGGCGAGGAGUGGGUGCUGGACGCCAAUGACUCACCCGUGCACCGCGUGCUGCUGUGGCCACGCCGCGCCCAGGAUGAGCACCCUCGCUGCGACGGCUACUACUUCCUGCUUCAGGAGCGCAACGCUGAUGGCACCAUCAAGUACCUGCACAUGCAGCUGGUGUCACAGGAAGCGGCUGCCCGGCGCCUGGCGCAGCGCGGCUUCCUGCCCUGGCAGCAGGCCGAUUUCGACGACCUGUGCGACCUGCCUGAGCUGACCGAGGCCAACCUACUGCGUAACCUCAAACGACGCUUCUUGCAGCAGAAGAUCUAUACCUAUGCUGGCAGCAUCCUCGUGGCCAUCAACCCCUUCAAGUUCCUGCCCAUCUACAACCCCAAGUACGUGAAGAUGUACGAGAACCAAGAGCUGGGCCGGCUGGAGCCCCACAUCUUCGCCAUCGCCGACGCGGCCUACCACGCCAUGCUGCGCAAGCGUCUCAACCAAUGCAUUGUCAUCUCGGGCGAGAGCGGCUCAGGCAAGACGCAGAGCACCAACUUCCUCAUCCACUGCCUCACCGCACUCAGCCAGAAGGGCUACGCCUGCGGCGUUGAGCGCACCAUCCUGGGCGCUGGGCCUGUGCUCGAGGCUUUCGGCAACGCCAAGACAGCCCACAACAACAACUCCAGCCGCUUCGGGAAGUUCAUCCAAGUCAACUACCUGGAGAGUGGCAUCGUGCGUGGGAACUACCACGUGUUCUAUUACUUGUUGCUCGGGGUCAGCGAGGAAGAGCGCCAAGAAUUCCAGCUCAGGCAACCAGAAGAUUACUUCUACCUCAACCAGCAUAACUUGAAGAUUGAGGACGCAGAGGACCUGAAGCAUGACUUUGAGCGGCUCAAGCAGGCCAUGGAAAUGGUGGGCUUCCUGCCGGCCACCAAGAAGCAGAUAUUCUCCGUCCUCUCAGCCAUCCUGUACCUGGGCAACGUCACCUACAAGAAGAGGGCCACGGGCCGUGAUGAGGGGCUGGAGGUUGGGCCCCCAGAGGUGCUGGACACGCUCUCCCAGCUCCUCAAGGUGAAGCGAGAGAUCUUGGUGGAAGUUCUCACCAAGAGAAAAACGGUGACUGUCAACGACAAGCUCAUCUUGCCCUACAGUUUCAGCGAGGCCAUAACUGCCCGUGACUCCAUGGCCAAGUCUCUGUACAGCGCUCUGUUUGACUGGAUUGUGCUACGCAUCAACCAUGCCCUCCUCAACAAGAAGGACAUGCAGGAGUCGGUGUCAUGCCUGUCCAUUGGGGUCCUCGACAUUUUUGGGUUUGAAGACUUUGAAAGAAACAGCUUUGAACAGUUCUGCAUCAACUACGCCAACGAGCAGCUUCAGUAUUACUUCAAUCAGCACAUUUUCAAACUGGAGCAGGAGGAGUACCAGAGUGAAGGCAUUGCCUGGCACAACAUCGACUACACAGACAAUGUGGGUUGUAUCCACCUCAUCAGCAGGAAGCCCACUGGCCUCUUCUACCUGCUGGACGAGGAGAGCAGCUUCCCCCACGCCACAAGCCAGACCCUGCUGGCCAAGUUCAAGCAGCAACACGAGGACAACAAGUACUUCCUGGGCACACCCGUCAAGGAGCCUGCCUUCAUCAUCCAGCACUUUGCAGGGAGGGUCAAGUACCAGAUCAAGGACUUCCGGGAGAAGAACAUGGACUACAUGCGGCCUGACAUCGUGGCACUCCUGAGAGGCAGCGACAGCUCCUACGUGCGUGAGCUCAUUGGCAUGGACCCCGUGGCCGUGUUCCGCUGGGCCGUGCUGCGGGCCGCCGUGCGUUCCAUGGCUGUGCUGCGGGAGGCCGGGCGCCUGCGGGCCGAGAGAGCCGAGAAGGCUGCAGGCAUGGGCAGCCCCGGUGUCCAGAAUCACCCAGGAGAGCCACAGAGAGCAGCCAACACCCCGUCGGAAAAACUGUACCGAGAUUUGCAUGAUCAAAUCAUCAGGACCAUCAAGGGACUGCCCUGGCAGGGCGAGGACCCCCGGCGGCUUCUCCAGUCCCUCAGCCGGCUCCAGAAACCCCGGGCCUUCAUCCCGAAAAGUAAAGGUAUCAAACAAAAGCAGAUCAUUCCCAAGAACCUAUUGGACUCCAAGUCCCUGAAGCUCAUCAUCAGCAUGACCCUGCACGACCGCACCACCAAGUCCCUGCUGCAUCUGCACAAGAAGAAGAAGCCGCCCAGCAUCAGCGCACAGUUCCAGACAUCCCUUAACAAGCUCCUGGAGGCGCUGGGCAAGGCAGAGCCCUUCUUCAUCCGCUGCGUCCGCUCCAAUGCCGAGAAGAGGGAGCUGUGCUUCGAUGAGGAGCUGGUGCUGCAGCAGCUGCGCUACACAGGCAUGCUGGAGACCGUGCGCAUCCGGAGGUCAGGCUACAGCGCCAAGUACACAUUCCAGGACUUCAUGGAACAGUUCCAGGUACUGUUGCCCAAGAAUGCCCCACCCUGCAGGGAAGUCAUCUCCACACUGCUGGAGAAGAUGGCUGUGGACAAGAAGAACUACCAGAUCGGGAAAACCAAGGUGUUUCUGAAGGAGCUAGAGAGACAGGCCCUGCAGGAGACACUGCACCGGGAGGUCAUGCGUAAGAUCCUGCUGCUACAGAGCUGGUUCCGGAUGGUUCUGGAACGCCGGCAUUUCCUGCAGAUGAAGCGGGCAGCCAUCACCAUCCAGGCUUGCUGGCGUUCCUACCGGGUCCGGCGAGCACUGGAGAGGACACAGGCAGCCGUAUUCCUUCAGGCUGCAUGGAGGGGCUAUCGGCAGCGGACAGCCUACCAGCGCCGGAGACAAAGCAUCAUUCGCCUACAGAGCCUCUGCCGGGGCCACCUGCAGCGCAAGAGCUUCAGCCAGAUGGUCUCGGAGAAGCGGAAGGCAGAAGAGAAGGAGAGGGAGGCACAGUUAGCCGCAAGGGAAACCACUGUGGAGACCAGCGGGGAGCAGGAGCUCGGGCAGACGGUGUCUGAGGACCAUGAGCCCCCAGCUGUGUUGGAGCCUGAGCCACAGCCAAGCGACAGGCCCCCUGCAGCAAGCUCCCACCCAGAGGCAGAGACCCCAAUUCUGGAGAAGCCCACCCCUUCCCAGAAACCGCCAGCCGAAAGUCACGAGAAAGCCCCCAGCAGCCGCGAGAAGCGUGAGUCCCGACGGCAGAGGGGCCUGGAGCAUGUGAAAUUCCAGAACAAGCACAUCCAGUCCCAUAAGGAGGAGAGUGCCCUUCGAGAAGCUUCUGGAAGGGCAGGCCCAGAACAGAGGGAGAACCUUCCAGAAGAUCAGACGGAAAGCAGGGAAGAGGGCAUCCCCUCAGACACAGGACUGGAGGCUGAGCGCAUGUCCCCCACAAAGCCAUCCCUGGAGGUGUCACAGGCUGUGGCAGCCAGCGAGACUCCCAGGGAUGCCCAAGAGGGCAGCCCAAGGCCCAGCCGCAUAGAGCGACCCACCAGCCUGGCCCUGAACGACAGAACCAGUACCCCAGAGACUCCCAAGGACAGGAGCAGGCCAGGCACCAGCCCCCGGGACCGGCCUGAGAGCCCCGGCAGCUCGGCCCAGAUCCAGCGGUACCGCGACACCGAUUCAGAGCGCCUGGCCAAUGCCGUGGAGCUGUGGCGCGGCAGGAACCUCAUGACCGCCAAGCCCUGUGCCGUGCUCAGCCAGUCGCUGGACCUCAGCGAACGGCACCGGACUGCCCUCACGCCUACAGAGGAGAGGCGGAUUUCCUUAUCCACAAGUGACGUCUCCAGCCUCCUGUCUCCCACCAAGACCCAGUCCUUCGUCGAAACCAUGGAUGGGGAGCCCAGCUCCAAGAAGCUGUCGAUCCAGAAGAAAAAAUCGGGUGACUCAGCCUCCGUCACAGACGCAGGGCUGUCCCCGGGCCAGCAGGCCGAUUCCAAGUCUGCAUUCAAGAGGCUCUUCCUGCAUAAGAACAAGGAUAAGAAGUACAGCCUAGAGGGCGUGGAGGAGGCGGAGAAUGCAGGAUCUGGGCACGCUGGGCUGGAAGCUACAACCACCAAGAAGAAUCUAGAAGCCCCCUCCAGCCACCAGCAGCGCCACUCAGCAGGAGAGAAGCCCAGCAAGGAGCCAGGAGGCAAAGGGAAGAAGAACCGGAACCUCAAGAUUGGUAAAAUCACGGUAUCAGAGAAGUGGCGAGAGUCAGUGUUCCGCAAGAUCACCAACGCGAACGAGCUCAAGUACCUGGACGACUUCCUGCUCAACAAGAUCAAUGACCUGCGCUUCCAGAAGACACCCAUCGAAAGCUUGUUCAUCGAGGCGACUGAAAAGUUCCGCAGCAACCUCAAAACCAUGUACUCUGUGCCGAACGGGAAGAUCCAUGUGGGCUACAAGGACCUGAUGGAGAACUACCAGAUAGUAGUGACCAACCUGGCGGCCGAGCACGGCGAGGACACCAACCUGGUGCUCAACCUCUUCCAAUCCCUGCUGGACGAAUUCACCCGCCGCCACUCCAAGAGCGACUUUGAGGCCACCAAGCAGAGCAAGUCCGAGAAGAAGAAGCGGAAGCAGGAACGUGCUGUGCAGCAGCACAAUGGGCACGUGUUCGCCAGCUACCAAGUGAGCAUCCCCCAGUCGUGCGAGCACUGCCUCUCCUACAUCUGGCUCAUGGACAAGGCCCUGCUGUGCAGCGUGUGCAAGAUGACCUGCCAUAAGAAGUGUGUGAACAAGAUCCAAACCUACUGCUCCUAUACGAGUGGACGGAAGGUGGAGCCAGGCACAGAGCCAGGCCACUUUGGUGUGUGCGUGGACAGUCUGACCAGUGACAAGGCCUCGGUGCCCGUUGUGCUGGAGAAGCUUCUGGAACAUGUAGAGAUGCAUGGCCUGUACACCGAGGGCCUCUAUCGAAAGUCAGGGGCCGCCAACCGCACGAGAGAACUCCGGCAAGCGCUGCAGACAGAACCCACAGCGGUCAAGCUAGAGAACUACCCCAUCCACGCCAUCACGGGGGUCCUAAAGCAGUGGCUGCGCGAGCUGCCGGAGCCUCUCAUGACCUUUGCCCAGUACAACGACUUCCUCCACGCCGUAGAGCUGCCCGAGCGGCAGGAGCAGCUGGCUGCUAUUUACGCUGUACUGGACCAUCUGCCCGAGGCCAACCACAACUCCCUGGAGCGGCUUAUCUUCCACCUUGUGAAGGUGGCUUUGCUGGAGGAUGUGAAUCGCAUGUCACCUGGAGCCCUAGCCAUCAUCUUCGCACCCUGCCUGCUGCGCUGUCCUGACACCUCGGAUCCGCUGACCAGUGUGAAGGAUGUGCUAAAGAUCACCACGUGUGUGGAGAUGCUGAUUAAGGAGCAAAUGCGCAAGUACAAAGUGAAGAUGGAUGAGAUCAACCAGCUGGAGGCCGCAGAGAGCAUUGCCUCCCGUCGCCUCUCACUGCUGCGGCAGAACACUCCGUGGCCUCUCAAAUUGGGGUUCUCAUCUCCUUACGAGGGGGUCCUGAACAAGAGCCCCAAAGCUCGGGCGAGCAGCAGUGGCCUGGAGGAGCUGGGGGUACUGCCUGAGGAGGAGGUGGUGGCGGCAGCUGGCGACGAUGAGGACCGCGAGAAGGAGAUCCUCAUGGAGCGCAUCCAGUCCAUCAAGGAAGAGAAGCAAGACAUCACCUACCGGCUGCCGGAGCUGGACCCGCGCGGCUCAGACGAGGAGAACCUAGACUCAGAGACGUCGGCUAGCACAGAGAGCCUGCUGGAGGAGCGGGCUGGGCGGGGGGCUGCGGAAGGUCAGUAUUAA
This is a messenger RNA of Orycteropus afer afer, 5949 nucleotides long. It is a transcript of the gene MYO9B, whose product is annotated as myosin IXB. Gene Ontology annotation, molecular function: protein binding; GTPase activator activity; microfilament motor activity. NCBI's taxonomy places the organism in Eukaryota, Metazoa, Chordata, Mammalia, Tubulidentata, Orycteropodidae. Gene Ontology annotation, biological process: intracellular signal transduction. Gene Ontology annotation, cellular component: myosin complex. The record is from RefSeq and is a predicted model, not a curated record.